AUGAUCGGUGCUACUAGGCGCUGGUUCCGGCGCAAUCGCAAAGGUCUCGCGAUCGGGGCUGGCGUGAUCGGAGCCGGUUACCUCGCAGGACAAUAUGUGCUCUCCAAAAUUUCAGAAGCACGGGAACGUAUGAGCAGUGACCGGAUCGCUCGGGAGAAUUUACGGCGACGUUUCGAACAAAACCAAACCGAUUGCACCUAUACCGUUCUUGCUCUCUUACCGACUGCUGCAGAAGAUAUUGUCGACGCUCUUCCUGUCGAGGAAUUGACGAAGGAGCUCCAACGAAAGCGAGCAGAGAGGUUAGCUCGGCUCAGUGCCGGGGAAGGGACCGGAUCAGAUCUAAGCUCUGUAUCCCCCAGCUUACCGGAGGAUGACCGUCGGAGCCUAUCCAGUUUUCAGAGUGAUGGAUUCGUCCGCACAAGCCAAAUGGGAGAACCUUCCGUUGAGGGCGAUGGCGAGGCGCGACCGAAACGGAAUAAGACACAGCUUUGGAACGAGGUCAAAAUCACCUCUAUCACCAGGUCCUUCACUCUAGUCUAUACCCUUUCUCUUUUGACACUCUUUACGCGAAUCCAACUUAACCUACUCGGCCGUCGGAAUUAUCUUUCCAGCGUAAUCUCCAUGGCAACACCUCCUGCCAAUGAAUCGACGAUCAGACUAGAGGACCAUGACGAUGAUGACCUUACACAGACUUUGGGAAAUGAUUUUGAGACCAAUCGUCGCUAUCUUGCCUUUAGUUGGUGGUUGCUUCACCGAGGCUGGAAGCAAUUAAUGAACGAGGUACAGACUGCCGUUACAGAGGUCUUUGGCCCCCUGAACCCUCGGGAGGAUGUGUCGUUGGCGAGGCUGUCUGAGCUAUUCCUGGAAGUCCGGAAGAGAGUGGAGGGACAUACUGAGGAGGAGAGAAAACACAGGAAGUGGCUGUCUUAUUUGCUCCCCCCUUGCGAAGGGGAGGAUAAAUUGCUAGAGGAGUCCGGUGUCCUUGGAGUGACGGAGCUCGCCAACUCCCAGACUGCAACUACGUUGCGACACCUAUUGGAUGAGACGGCCGACCUGAUCGAAUCACCAACUUUUACGCGUGUCUUGAUGCUUCUGAAUAAUGAAUGCUUCCAGACAUUGAUCCAGCAAUGCACCGCCGAUGCUUUCAAGUCGACUUCACAACCUUCAACGAGCGUUCCCCAAUCAUUUACUUCAGUUGCCACGGUUGUCCCGGGAGCUGAUAGCUCCGAGCCGAAGGCAAAGUUAGCUAACGUUCUGGCGGUUUUAGCCCGGCAGGCACACGUGAUUGGUAAUGGUACAAACCCGCCAAAUAUUUACCUAACUGCGAUGGACCAAGGUGUGCGAGAGUUAGAAGCCUUCGCUGCUGUAAUCGAAGGCCAUGUCAAUGCCCUACCGACUGAUCUUCCCCAGCUGAGGAAUACUACGGAGCGCAAGCUUAUGGCUAAAAUAGAUUGGCACCUUAUGCCUUGUCUAUGUGUCAUGUAUCUGCUCGCAUUCUUGGAUCGCGUGAAUAUCAGUAACGCGGCAGUCCUCGGUCUACAAGAAGACUUGAAUAUAGUCAACGGGACGAAAUACAAUACUGCACUGACCAUAUUCUUCGUUCCAUAUGUCAUUUUCGAAAUCCCAUCCAAUAUCUUGCUUAAGAAGCUGAGACCCCAUGUAUGGUUGACGGGAUGUAUGUUUUUAUUCGGUCUGGUUACGAUCUGUCAAGGCCUAGUCUCUAAUUGGGGUGGGCUGAUGACGACUCGGUGGUUUUUGGGAAUGUUUGAGACAGGCAUGUUCCCUGGUUGUUUCUAUCUCUUGGGAAUGUGGUACAAACGGAGCGAGGCACAGAAGAGGUUCAGUUUCUUCUUCAGCUCGACCACACUUGCGGGCGCCUUCGGUGGCUUGCUGGCUAGCGGGCUUGGAAAGAUGGAUGGAAUUCGUGGCUACCGAGGCUGGCGCUGGGUCUUUAUAAUUGAAGGCCUGAUUACUUGUGUCGUCUCGCUUGCCUGGUUCUUUGUUAUUCCUGACUUCCCUGAGGAGGUCAAAUGGCUCACCGAUGAAGAGCGCGAAUUCCUGAAGGCAAAACUAGCCAAAGACUCGGGGAGCGCCGGUCAUGAUGCUAAGAUAGGUUGGCGCGAAGUAUUGGAGGUCUUCAAAGACUCAAUCAAGACUCAGCUGUAUUCAAUCCCACCAUGGGCAGCCGCUUGGGGAUUUUCCAUGUUGGUGGCCAUUCUCUCUGACAAAACCAGACAUCGCUUUGCCUUUACUAUAGUGCCCAUGCUAAUUGCCAUGGCUGGCUUUGGAAUCCUGUUGAAUGUACACGGACAGGCCCAUCGAAAUGUUCAAUAUGGCGCCUUAUUCAUGGUUACAAGUGGAUGUUACAGUGCAAUGCCGGUCAUUGUUUGCUGGUUCGCGAUGAACCUAGCAGGCCAUCGUAGGCGAAGUGUGGGAACGGCCUGGCAAAUUGGAUUUGGAAAUAUUGGUGGUAUUAUAUCGACGUAUGCCUUCUUGAAAAAAGAUGCACCAGAAUACCGGCCAGGAUAUAUCAUCAGCGUAUCGUUCCUUAGCUUUUCGGCGGCCUGUUGUAUGGUCUACUUUGCGGCUGUCUGGUAUGAUAACCGGCGCCGCGAUCAGGCUAUAGCCGAUGGCACGGCUAUACCCAGUGACGAAGAUCAAGAGCUACUGGGCGAUAUGGCGUUAAACUAUCGCUAUAACUAUUAG
This is a messenger RNA of Aspergillus pseudonomiae, 2706 nucleotides long. RefSeq names its product MFS transporter. The transcript has 11 exons. Gene Ontology annotation, cellular component: plasma membrane; peroxisomal membrane. Bases 1 to 2706 code for a protein of 901 amino acids. NCBI's taxonomy places the organism in Eukaryota, Fungi, Ascomycota, Eurotiomycetes, Eurotiales, Aspergillaceae. The record is from RefSeq and is a predicted model, not a curated record. Gene Ontology annotation, molecular function: transmembrane transporter activity. Gene Ontology annotation, biological process: peroxisome organization; transmembrane transport.